GUCUGUUGUUGCGACCAAAACUAAACUUGAACUAAACUUGAUUGAUAUUUACUUUUAAGAUAGCAGCACUAACUAGACUGUAAAUGCGGCUCCUCAAGCCGGCGUGGGUGCAUCACGAUGACAAGCAGAUAUUCUCGGUGGACAUCCACCAGGAUUGCACCAAGUUCGCCACCGGCGGCCAGGGCAGCGACUGCGGUCGCGUGGUCAUCUGGAACCUGCUGCCGGUGCUCUCCGACAAGGCGGAAUGCGAUGCGGAGGUGCCCAAGAUGCUCUGCCAGAUGGAUCAGCAUCUGGCCUGCGUCAACUGCGUCCGCUGGUCGCAGAAUGGCCAGAAUCUGGCCUCCGGCUCCGACGACAAGCUCAUCAUGAUCUGGCGCAAGAGUGCCGGUUCCAGUGGGGUUUUCGGUUCAGGCGGCAUGCAAAAGAACCACGAGUCCUGGAAAUGCUUUCACACGCUGCGCGGUCAUGAUGGUGAUGUUCUGGACCUGGCCUGGUCCCCCAAUGACAUUUACCUGGCCAGCUGCAGCAUUGACAACACGGUGAUCAUCUGGGAUGCCCAGGCCUUUCCCCAUUCCGUCGCCACACUCAAAGGACACACUGGAUUGGUGAAGGGCGUCUCGUGGGAUCCGCUGGGCCGCUUCCUGGCCUCGCAGUCCGACGACAGGAGCAUCAAGAUCUGGAGCACCCUCGACUGGAACCUCUCGCACACGAUUACCGAGCCCUUCGAGGAGUGCGGCGGCACUACGCACAUUCUGCGGCUCUCCUGGUCGCCCGAUGGCCAGUAUUUGGUCUCCGCCCAUGCCAUGAAUGGCGGCGGACCCACCGCCCAGAUCAUCGAACGCGAGGGCUGGAAGUGCGACAAGGAUUUCGUGGGCCACCGCAAGGCGGUGACUUGUGUGAGGUUCCAUAACUCCAUUCUCCGGCGGCAGGACAACGAUGGCAGUCCCAGCAAGCCGCUGCAGUACUGCUGUUUGGCUGUGGGCUCUCGCGAUCGCUCGCUCUCCGUCUGGAUGACCGCCCUGCAGCGUCCCAUGAUCGUUAUCCACGAGCUCUUCAACGACAGCAUCCUCGAUUUGUCCUGGGGCCCACAGGAAUGCCUGCUGAUGGCCUGCAGCGGCGACGGCAGCAUUGCCUGCUUGAAAUUCAGCGAGGAGGAGCUGGGCAAGGCCAUUUCCGAGGAGGAGAAGAACGCCAUCAUACGCAAAAUGUACGGCCAGAGCUAUGUGAAUGGUCUGGGCAAGAACACAUCGCUGGCGGAGCACCCGAAGCCAGCGAAAUUCCCGCUGGGCAACCAGCAACCGAUAAGCAAGCAAACGGAGACGCGGACCAAGGAUGGCAAGCGACGGAUCACGCCCAUGUUUAUACCGCUUCACGAAGAUGGUCCCAUAUCGCUGAACUCGCAGAUUGUGUCCAGCAGCAGCGGACCGGCGAUUACAGCGGCCGUCUCUUGUGUCUCGCCUCCCGCGGAGGGCGGCGCGGCCACGCCCCUAAUGCCGCUGGAGCCGCUGGUCAGCAAGGCGGAUCUGGGCCGCCUCGAUUCGCGACUGAAGACCAGCCAACCCGCCAGCCAGCGCCGCCAGUCGCUGCCCUUUGAUCCCGGCCAAACCAGCGAACUGCCGCGAUCUCCGCGUUUGGAGGAGCACCAGAGCAGCACCAGUGGACCCAGCAAUCUCAAUGUCACGGCCACCGGGAAGAGUGAGUUUGUAAAGGCCGCUCUGGACUAUCGUGUGCAUGUCUCAAAUGGGCAUUUGAAGACGAAUCUUGGCAUGCUCGCGAAGGUAACCGCCUCGGACUCCAAGGAGAUGCUGUGGGAGUUCUAUGUGGGCUCGCCGAUAGUCAAUCUGAAUCUGUGCGGAAAGUACGCCAUGCUGUGCUCCCUGGACGGGAGCAUGCGCCUCAUUUCCAUGGAGACGGGCUGCCCGGUCUUUCCGGCCAUCUCGCUGACCAGCUCGGCAGUGCAUUGCGCUUUUAGUCCCGACAACAGUUUGGUGGGCGUGCUGACCGAAUGCGGACUGCUGCGAAUAUGGGACAUUGCCAGGAAGGUCAUCAGUUUGGCCGCCGGCUGUUUGGAGCUGCUGAACAAGCAUGGCACCGCCGUUCAGUUCUCGGUGACCGAUCAGGGAAUGCCCCUGAUUGGCUUCCCCAGCGGCAACUCGUACUCCUACUCGACGAGCCUGCAAUCCUGGCUGGUGCUGGCCACCAAGGAUGCGAUCAUGUACCACGGCAUCCGGGGAACUUUGCCCAGGGAUAUGGACCAAAUGCAACAGAAGUUUCCGCUGCUCAGCAUGCAGGCGAGCAGUCAGAAUUACUUUUGCUUCACUGGAGGCAUGGAGCUGCGGCACUCGGAGAGCUGGCAGCAGAGUGCCAAAAUCCGUUUCAUCGAGAACCAAAUCAAGUUGUGCGAGGCUCUGCAGUCGCUGGAUGAACUGCAGCACUGGCACAAGAUGCUCACCUUUCAGUUGGCCACUCAUGGCUCUGAGAAAAGGAUGCGUGUGUUCCUGGACGAUCUGCUGAGCACUCCGGAGCCCGAAAUUUCACAGUUCGUGCUCAAAUUGGAGUUGAUGCAGUGCGUUCUGGACACCCUGAAGCCGCAUUCCGAGUGGCAGCGCCUGUACAACGAGUAUGUGGAGCUGCUCAAGGAGUGCAAGUCGGAGCGGCAGAAGGAUAUCUUUGCCACACCCGCGCCACCGCAACCAAAGGCUGCCUCCUCAGCGGGCUCUUCGCCGGCGGGCGGACCAUCUCCGGAUGAGGAGGCCCCGGAAAAGGCAGCCGCAGAAGCUGUGACCACAGGCAGCAGCACUGCAACAACCACCACCUCCGCCAGUAGCUCCAUUUCCUCCUCCUCCGGCUCGUCCUCAUCCUCAACCUCCUCCUCGUCAUCGUCGCUCUCGGUGCCACUGCCUGCUCCUAGUCUCUCCUCAGAGAUCCAAGCCAUCGACUUGCUGGACGACGAGCUGCUGUCGGCCUCAUCUUCACCACCUCCGUUGGAUGUCUCGCCCGUGGAAGCUUCGCCAGCGUCCACAGCAUCCGCAGGGGCUGCCUCCACGUCGCCGGCAGCUCCGCCAGUCUGCAGUUCCAAGGCCGCCGAAACGGCGGAGCAGACAUGACCUUGUCCUAGUGAACCCACUGAAUUGUGUUUAUUUCCCGCAGGGAUCGCAAGUAAGAGUUACUUUUUUAAAAAAAUUGACAAAUAAUUAUUAUAAAAGUUGACAAAUAACUCUUAUGCUUCAAUUUUUAUUAUAAAAAUCAACAAAUAAGAGUUAUUUGUCAACUUUUAUAAUAAAAAUUGAAAAAUAAAUCUUAUUUGUCAGUUUUUUUACAAAAAGUAACUCUUACCUGCGAUCCCUGAUUUCCCGUAAGCUAUAAGCGUCUAGUGUAGAGCCUUUUGUACCGAACUAAACUCCUGCCUCAAAAAUCAUUAAAGCUGAGCGAUGGAAGCAUUUAACUGGCUUUGUUUUCAUUUCUCCACU
Drosophila takahashii is the source of this 3470-nucleotide messenger RNA. It is a transcript of the gene Hira, whose product is annotated as histone cell cycle regulator-like protein. Gene Ontology annotation, molecular function: nucleosome binding; protein binding. Gene Ontology annotation, biological process: regulation of DNA-templated transcription; chromatin remodeling; DNA-templated transcription. Gene Ontology annotation, cellular component: nucleus; HIR complex; chromatin. NCBI's taxonomy places the organism in Eukaryota, Metazoa, Arthropoda, Insecta, Diptera, Drosophilidae. The record is from RefSeq and is a predicted model, not a curated record.